UCACCUGGCAAAUUAUCAACCCAACAAAAUGGACAGAUAAAAUGUUUUUCCUUUGAGUCACGCAGUAUGUUUUUGUCCUCUCACGACUUCACGUACUUACGACGGCCCAUAAAUCAGUGUUUAUUUUUAGCGCAAGUAACACAGAGCGGCGAUUUCGUGAUAUUUUUUAUACAUGUUUGUGGAAAAAUAGUGAAACUGUGAACAAACAGCAGAUAAAUUGAUAAUAAAAAAAGGUAAACCGACUGGUGCCGGUAGACUGACGACAUCUAAUCGUUCGGGGGACCUUGAAAAUUCUCAAAAACCACUGGUGAGGUUCAAAAUCAACAAUCGAAGCAGGGGAGAACGAUCAUCGGCCAGCAUCGUUGAGAACUUCACCUUGAGAAGCUCGAACUGUUCGAGUGAAGCAACAACACGAUUCCAGUUGUUGAAGAUGAUACAGUGAAGUUUACUUGAUCGAAUUCUCGUCAAUUAACAGUGCUAUUUCAUCAGUUUGGCUCAUUGUCGUUGUUACGAAUGCUCUGAUUUCUUCAAUGGGAGAACAAUAAACGAAAUAAUAAAAAAUAAACCGGUGCUGAUGCUGAUUGUUGACUCGGAUCGAGUGUGAAUGAGUCUUGAAGAUCGCUGAUUUCCGCAGAAGGGAAAUAGUCGACUGUGUCAGGGAGAAAUGUAAAUUUCUUGUUUGUGGAAUAUCAGCUGGAAGAGUUUCGGGUGAUCCAUGAGCAAGUAACGUUUCGUCACCUCUACCGGCAUUCGUUCGUUCUUGUGGUAUAAUUAAUCGAAGACUUAUAAACAAUCUUCUGAGAAAGAAUCUAAAGGGACUGAAAAACCCUUCUUCAGUAUUCAACGACAUUUACCCUUGUGAAGACAAUUGUUAUUGAUAAUUGAAUAUUGUGUGAGGGAAUUUUUCAUCGACUAAUCGGCUGGACAACGAAUUUUGGCAUUCGGUUUGCACUUUUGUUGCUCGUGACAGGGAACGAAAAUAUUAACGUGAUUUUUCAUCAUGUAUAUAACGUGCAAGUGUCUUAAUGUCUCGAUUAAAACGAGGCUCAACCAACUGGGGGACUUCACUCAGGAAAUUCGGGACUUUGAGAAGUCUCAUCCAUUCUUUCAACAAAAUUUGGCGACUGCUGUCGAGCUCGAGGGCAUCAGCAAGGAACAAUCAGGCCUCGUUGAAAGCACAAAUGUUGGCUCUUGGAUCGUCAAUCGUUGUCUAAAUUGCUCUAUAUAUACCCACGCCGUUCAUCGAGAACACGGAGCUGCCUUGGUUGUCAUCAACACUGACAUGGUGAUGUCUCAGGAGGAGAUUGAGAAACUGAAAACUAGUCCAACCUACAGUUCAAUAUUCAGAGUAGUGAUAGAUCGUGGUCUUGAUACUGGCGAUCUUCUGCAAGUACCUACAAAAUAUUCCGUCUCUCAGCUGUCGAACAAUUUGCAAUUAGCACUAACGAAUCUUCAGCAGCAAUUGGAGCAGGUUGUUCACAGGAAGGCAACGGAGAUUGAGGAAAAAAUUCGUGCUUUCACAGCUGAACAGCACCAGCUGCUGGAGCAAUUUCGGGAGGAGGCACAUUACGAGCAUCGACUUCUUGCUAGAAUAAUCUGUGAUCAACAAAAAAAUAAAACGACGAGCGAUGUUAAGAGUGAUCCUGCUGUGACUGAUGUGACCCCAAAUUUCAUUGCGUCACCCUUGAAAUUUAAUAAUCCUGAGACACAUGGCGCACCUCACAGGGCCGGAGUAACGAGCGAUAGUCUUAGACAUGAGGCUGCUACGAAACAUCCAGCUCAUAUUCAUUUGAAUGGAGAUGCGGUUGGAAAGGAUAGGAGACUCCGUGCAUUCCAGACACAACCGAGUAGCUACGAUGCUGAGGCACUCUUCCCUCUGGAGGGAAUGGAUGACACAGUAUAUUUGGAACUUUCACACCCCUCAGAGGACGAAUCAGAUACGGAUGGUCAAGAGGAAGGGAUUCACAUUCCGAGAGCACUCAGGGGUGGCCAUCCAACGCUGGCUAAAUCAUUACCCGUCAGUGUACCCAACUUCUCGACCUAUGUCCGUCGAACUAUGCAGGAUCAGGAUGAUGAUCAGAUGCCGAAAGACUCAUUUGAUCCUCAUAAUAUUCGAGCCUCCAUAAAAGCCCUUGCCAAGAGCGUCCACGGUGACACAGUCUUCGGUGAUCUGCCUCGUCCAAGAUUUUCAACUCAGAUCUGACUCAGAAAAGGUCAGUUCUCCCACGAUAAAAUCACUUAUCACUAUCUCGAUAUCCGCAAAAAAAACUUUAAAAUUUGUCAUUAAUCAUUGAGAGUCAUCGAUGAACCCUGAACACCAAUGAAUGCUGCGAUUUGAUCGAGACGUUAAAGAGUCUUGAAUUCCAACUUUGUGGUCUGCUCAUUUUUCCUUCAUUAAUAGAUACAAAGAGAGGAGCAGAUAUAGUCGUUGAAGAGAUAUCGUACGGUUACACUUUCUUGCAUAUUUUUACACGCGUAAUACCCAUUUUUUCGAUCGAUCCAAGUGAUAAUUAUAAUGACACUCCUAAUAACGUGACUGGAUUGAGGCCAGAAACAAGAGGGAAAGUGAUUUUUUUCAGUUACAAUUUUUUUUUUCACUCAAUGAAAAUCAACAUAUGACUGCUAAUUAUAAUUUUUGUUUCCAUUUCUCAUAAUGAAGUUAAAUGCGGAUGAAUGAAUUUGUUUUGUUAAUAAUUAUAAGCAAUUUUUUGAAAUGUGGAAUGAAGGCAAAUUAAUGGGGUCUUUCGAAAUAAUGUGACUUGUUAAUUUGCCGAUUCGCACUCGUGAUGAUUCAAUUAUAAAUUGUUAUUAAGUAGUUGAAAAUCGAUAUGACUCCAUUAAUUACAGAAUUAUUUUUUCAUUUCUCAGUGAUAUCGGCGUCAUAGAAAUCGUACAUUUAAUGGGAAUGAAUGAAUUUCAUUUCUUAAUGAUCAUGAAAGGCAUUCUUUUUUUAAAUUUCCAUUCACAGAUUUUUGGAUUACAAAUGUUCGCUCGGUCGUUAAAAAAUAAUUCAUGGUUAUCUGUUAAUCACAAAAUAUAUAUUUUUUUCAUUUUAUAUUGGUGUUUACAUCAUAUUUAUAUAAACGAUUAAAUUAUCAUGAAUGAAUUAAUGUACCUAGAAGUACCUAUUUAAUCUCUUAAUGAUCAUGAGAUAUAUAAUUUUUUUUUAAUUGCUUGAUGACGGCUAAACAACUUUUGACAGCAGUCAAAAUCGAAAAACUAAUUGAUAAGAACUUUAGGACAUAAAUAAACGUGACUAAGAAUAAGAUUUUGUGAUUUUUGAAUCACAAAAAUUUUUGCUGUUCACUGAUUUAUUUUUUAAAUUUCAUUGAUAUUUCUAUCAUUUUCGGAGAAAUGAUUUAAUUAAUUUGAGCCAAUCAAUGUACUAGGAAGUACACAUUUAAUUUCCUAAUAAUCGUAAGUUUUCUUAAAUUUGCUGGCAAUGGCUAGAUAACGUUAAGACCAGAUUAAUAAGGCCUCGUGAAGUGAUGUGAGUUGUCUAUUGUCACAACUCAAUUCGCCCUUAACUCUAGAAAUUUUUUUUAUGAAGAGGAGCAAUUCUACCCUUGAACUACACAACAAAAUAAUAAAAAAAAAUAAAAAUUAGGGAACAUUGUUGUUUACCUAAUCAAAAACGAUCUCUCCAACAAUUUCAACCAGAUGAAGAGAAAUGCAAGUCAGACAAUGAAGAAAUUCAUAUCGAAAUGAAGUCUUUCAAUCUCUCUGAGAAAUAAAAUAACGAGAAAAGCAUAAUAGUCGGGUUUUUAUAAAUUUGUACUUGCUCUAUAUUAAUCGAGUAAUAGCAGAAUGGUCAGCUCAAGCACAUGAGACACGAUAAUGAAUUCAACAAUUGAAAUUAAAAAUUAAUUGAAUUAAAGUUCAACUUGUGAAGGUUUGCUCGUGAGCAGAGGAAGUGUGGGAACGACUGAACUCAGAUAUCAUCAUGUAUUAUAAAAAAACAAUUUAUUGAGAAAAUUAAUAAUAAAGAGAAUACGACAACGGA
Messenger RNA from Diachasmimorpha longicaudata, 4003 nucleotides. RefSeq names its product Proline-rich Akt substrate 40 kDa (gene PRAS40). Bases 1001 to 2203 code for a protein of 400 amino acids. The transcript has 6 exons. Gene Ontology annotation, biological process: negative regulation of TOR signaling; neurotrophin TRK receptor signaling pathway; negative regulation of protein kinase activity. Gene Ontology annotation, cellular component: cytoplasm. The record is from RefSeq and is a predicted model, not a curated record. Lineage: Eukaryota; Metazoa; Arthropoda; Insecta; Hymenoptera; Braconidae.